CUGCUCUCUCUUCAGACCUGAUUGAUGUCUUCGUUGUCUCCGCAGCCCAUGCGCAUUUCGCGGACGCUGGACAAGGUUGUCCGGCGCAAGUCCAUCAACUCUAUGGACGUCCACUACAAGUUCAUCAAGACCCUCGGCCAGGGCUCGUACGGCAAGGUUAAGCUUGCCGAGGACCUGCGGACUGGGGAGAAGGUGGCGAUCAAGGUCAUUCAGAAGUCUAAGCUGCGCCGCGUCAAGGACUUUGUGCGGGUUGAGCGCGAAAUCAAGCUCAUGUCGCUGCUCAAGCACCCGAACAUUGUCAACAUGAAGGAGCUCCUCAACCUUGAGGACCAGUACCUCCUUGUGCUCGAGUAUGCGCCUGGCGGUGAGCUCUUCGACUACAUUGUGGCGCGCGGACGGGUGAAGGAGAAGCAGGCGCGGGUGUUCUUCCGGCAGAUCAUCUCGGCCAUGGGCUACUGCCACAAGAACUUUAUCAUCCAUCGCGACCUCAAGCCGGAGAACCUGCUCCUUGACGAGAACGCGCAGAUUAAGAUCAUCGACUUUGGCUUUGCCAACGCGUUCAACGACACCGAGUUGCUCUCGACCUUCUGCGGCUCGCCCGGCUACGCGCCGCCCGAGAUGAUCCGCGGUGAGGAGUACCUCGGCGCCAAGUCUGAGAUCUGGUCGCUCGGCGUCAUUCUCUUUGCGCUCACAUGUGGCAAGCUUCCGUUUGACGGCGCGACGCGCGACGCCAUGUUCAAAAAGAUCGUCAAGGGCAACUUUGAGGUCCCGUUCUACAUCUCGCCCGAGUGCAACGACCUACUCAACCGCAUGAUCGUGGUCAACCCGGACCAGCGCGCGUCGCUCGACGAAGUCGCACGCCAUCCGUGGAUGCUCAUCGAUCACGACGGCCCACCCGACUACAUCAUGCCGCACCGCGAGCCCGUUGAAGAACCUGACGAGGCUCACCUCGACCGCCUGGCCGAGAUGGGCCUCGACAUCGAGGCUGUCCGUGGUGCGCUCACCAACCGCGACAACAACAUCCUUUCGUGCGCCUACUACCUCUCUGUCGAGAAGACUGCCAUCGAGGCCGCCGAGGCCGCCGACGCCGCGUCGGCCACCGCGUCGGCCUCGUCCGAGCCCCGCGAGCGCAAGCGCGCCUCGCGCCAGGCCCUCGGCCUCGAGACGAUCUCCGAGUCGGCGCCCAAGUCGUCGCGCUCUUCCCGCCGUGCCUCGCGCGGCCGCACCUCGGCCGAGCGUGCCCGCGCAGAGAUGGCCGAGGAGGUCGCCGCCGUCGACCUCGGCAAGGUCGAUGUGCCCAAGGCGUACAACCGCAAGUCUCGCCGCCACUCAAUCCAGCCGAACGGAACGCUUCCCAUCGACAACCUCGAGGACGCCAUGGCCGAGGCUCGCGCCUCGCGCCGCGACCGCAAGCGCGACAAGUCCAAGGGCAAGGCCAAGAAGGCCAAAGCCAAGGCCAAGGCAAAAGGCAAGGACGAUGAUGACGGCGCCGACGCCUCACCCGACGCCGCAGACGGCGCUGAGGACGCCGCCACGCCCAUGGUUCUCAAGCUCAACCCGGGUCGCGACCAGCGCCGCAAGCGCAAGAAGUUCUCGCUCGACGCCGCAAAGGCUGCUUUCGUCUCGGGCGUCUCGGGCUCGCGCGGCUCUACCAAGCUUCGCAAGGUCAAGGGUCCCUUCUCCGUCGCAACCACCUCGACCAAGCCUGCCGAGGAGAUCUUCCAGAUCAUUGAGUCGGCCCUCGGCGAGCGGGGCAUCUCCUACACCCGCGCCGGUGCCAUUUACGAGAUCUCGUGGGCCGACGACCACGGCAACCCGCUACAGAUCGAGAUCGAGGUCUGCAUUGUCUCUGACCUCAAGGACCUCCAUGGCCUGCGCCUCAAGCGUGUGGCUGGCGAGUCGUUUGCCUACAAGCGCCGCUGCCUGCAGCUCCUCUACUGGCUUCGUCUGUAAGCCGCCGCGGUCUCCCCGCCCCCUUACCCCCAUCCCAAUCUAUCUCCUGCCAUUGGCGCUUGGGAUGGUCUCAAGUAUAGCCUUGGGUCCGAGGCGUACUUUGCUUUCCUUGCCCUUCCCCCCCCCCCC
Molecule: messenger RNA, 2082 nt
Organism: Thecamonas trahens ATCC 50062
Lineage: Eukaryota; Apusomonadida; Apusomonadidae
Product: CAMK/CAMKL protein kinase
Exons: 2
Coding region: 25-1953 (642 amino acids)
Biological process (GO): intracellular signal transduction; protein phosphorylation
Cellular component (GO): cytoplasm
Molecular function (GO): protein serine/threonine kinase activity; protein binding; ATP binding
Source: RefSeq, a predicted model, not a curated record